Messenger RNA from Apiotrichum porosum, 396 nucleotides. RefSeq lists its product as uncharacterized. NCBI's taxonomy places the organism in Eukaryota, Fungi, Basidiomycota, Tremellomycetes, Trichosporonales, Trichosporonaceae. The transcript is spliced from 2 exons. The record is from RefSeq and is a predicted model, not a curated record. The coding region runs from base 1 to 396 and encodes 131 amino acids.
AUGAGCUUCGCCCCCUUCCGCCGGAUCCUCACGAGUCACGACGCCUCUGAUGUCGAUGGUACAAACGUUGUGGUCUUCGACGAUUUGGUGGAAAUCGCGCCCAUUGCUAACGGCAAUGGCCUGAGCCCGGUCUACGCUUCCCUUGGGCUCCCCAUCCGCACAAAGCACAGCACCACUAGCGAGGAGAUUACCGCCACGCUUCAGGACGCCGCCGAUAUAGUCACUCCGGGUGGCACCAAUGGCCGCGUAGUCGUGCUGCCACCCAACGGCUCAUUUGCGAUGCAUCGCACAGAUUCCGUCGAUUACAACAUCAUCAUCUCGGGCUCUGGAUUCCACGUCACCCCGAGCCCCAGCGGCGAUGUUCAGACGCCGGUAAAGGCUGGCGAACGUCGAUGA